This is a messenger RNA of Prorocentrum cordatum, 1560 nucleotides long. NCBI's taxonomy places the organism in Eukaryota, Dinophyceae, Prorocentrales, Prorocentraceae. The record is from the annotation of a GenBank genome assembly.
AUGCCGACAGUAUCCACCUGGGUCGCGGUGGCGGCGAUCGCUGGCAACUACGGUGCGCGAUCCCUGACGCCCAUCCUGGCCCACGUCUUCUGCGCGCACGGCCGCUGCGAUGCCGCCACGCUCGUGGGCUCCACGGCUAGCGCCUUCUUCGCUGGCGACUUCGUGGCGCAGGCGGCAGCGAAGGCGCUGGUGCAGAGGUUCUCGGGCGGGGCGCUGCUGGUCGCUGGCACGGCCAGCUGGGGGCUGCUGGUGCUGGGCAUUAUGCCGCUGGUGCUGCCAGACCCGCUGCUGGUCCUCAUGCCCGCCCAGUUCGUCCUCGGCUUCUGCUGCGGCCUGGGCUACCCCGCCGCGCAUGCCGUGCUCGCCUCGACCGUCCCCGUCGCCAUCCGCACCACCGCCGUGACCCUCGUCACUAGCGCGGCGGCGCUGGGGACCAUGGCGAGCAACUUCGCCACGCCGCAGGCCGCCGAGCUCAUCUCGGCGUCCCCUUACGUUUUCUUCGCCUGCGUCGGCCUGCUGACAUCGGCGCUGGCCCUGCUCUGCAUCCCGUGCGGGUCGCAAGCCGGUCCGCAGAGCGGCGCAGAGGGCGGGUUUGGCGACACGCUUCGGGAGGCUUCGAUCUGGGUCCAGGACCCCCUGAUCGCGGCGCUUUUUUUCGGGAUGUGGGCCAAUGGUCUCGCGAACGCAUUUCUUUAUACCUUCGUGCCUACCCUGUUUGUCGAGGUGUACGAGGCCAGCGUCGUAGAGCUGGGGUGGCUGACGAUGGCAGCACCCUUGGGGAACGCGCUGUGCUGCGUCCUCAGCGGGAUCGCCUCCGACUAUUUGAUCGCCAGGCAGUGGCCGACGUAUUCCUGCCGGAUUCUCAUGCAGUCUAUCGGCACCGCUGUCCCCGCCGUGAGUUUGUUGGGCCUCUACCUGUGCACGCACAAGGUGAAUGCAGCCUUAUGUUUGGCGGUGUGGUUUGCAUCCCACGGGUUUCAGACCUCUGGGCUCACCGUCGCCCUCCACGACGUCGCCCACGCGCGCGCGAGCGAGUUCUUUGCGGUCGGGAACGUGUUCUCCAAGCUGGCGGGCAUCUGCGCGGGCCCCCUCGUGGUCUACAUCUCGCGGAGGUGGGGCUGGAGCCUCGUGCUCGGGAUCAUCGGCGCGCAUUACGCCGCGUCGGGCGCCUGCCUGGCCACGCUGCUGGGCCGCGUCGACCAGAGCGCCCGACACUUCGAACAGGCGGCCACUCGCCUCGCCCGCCACGGGACCACCCAGGGCGAGGAGGUGCCCGGCCCGCAGGGCGGGGAAGCGGCUGGGCCGCGCCCGCAGAGGGGCCGGGUCGCGGGGCUGUCCAUCACGGUGCCGCCCGAUGAGACACUGGAGAGCCACCCGAUGUCGGUGGAGGGCUUCUUCAGCCGCCUCGCGGACGCCGCCUUCGGCAAGGACCCAGGGAGCCCCCUCUCCCCGGUCUUCCACCACAGCCCCCUGCGGGCCGAGGGGGCGCAGCGCCUGCUGUCGCCCACGUUCGGCGCCAGGCGCCGCAGGAGCUCCUCCGGAGGGCUGAAGGCCGCCUGA